This is a messenger RNA of Chara braunii, 1350 nucleotides long. Lineage: Eukaryota; Viridiplantae; Streptophyta; Charophyceae; Charales; Characeae. The record is from the annotation of a GenBank genome assembly.
GUCGGGCGUGGUCACACAUUGUCUACGACGGCGGGAGGUAGACGACUCGUUCACCGGUCGAUCUCCAAGUUGCUCACCGCGCGGGCGCAAGUACCGACCGCGAGCGGUUCGGUUGGCGGGAGCUGUCAAUCAUUUCCCUGGUGGGAAAAUGCCACGGCCGAGGAAAGGUUUUUUACUCCCUUUUUUCCAUAACCAACUGCAGAAUAGCCCGCGCCGGCUCGAUGAAUUAGAAGCGCCAUAGCUAGCUAGCUAGAGAGAGAGAGAGAGAGAGAGAGAGAGAGAGAGAGAUGUCAAACGGGCAAGUUAGCUUGCGACGGAUGUAAUUCUGACAGAGGGAGAAGCCAGCUUAAUCGUUUAGCUUGCGACGGAUGUAAUUCUGACAAAGGGAGAAGCCAGCUUAAUCGCGUGGGGUUGAAAAAGGUUGCUGCUGACAUGGUAUCCCAACUUGAAUCUAGCUAUGUACCAAUGACCGACUUCCCAAUAGCCGCGAUACCUCGGGAAGAACCAGUGGUACUCUCAAAUCAUACAACAGAAAUGGAAGAAGUUGUGGCGAGGACAAAUGGGGAGAUGGAUAAUGAUGCAGACAGGGAGGAGGAAGAUGCCGACAAAUGCAUAGACAUUACCACCGAAGAAGUCGUUGUCAAGAGGAAACGAGGUCGGCCGCCGAAGAAUCGACGAUCUGCUGCACCGAAAAGACCGCCGCCGCCGCCCAUCAUAGGCCCUGAUGGUGUCGUUCAGAAGAGAGGGCGUGGGAGGCCAAAGAAAAUCAUAAGCGAGGUUGCAGAUGGCAGUUUGCAAGGUGGAAUUGGCAGCCAAGCGAUGCGUGACGAAGCGCAGAAGAGAAAGAGAGCACCAAGUGCACGGGGCCGUGGGCGCCCGCGGAAGUAUCCUCGUGCAGAUGAUGUCAAAAAACUCAGCAAGGAGAAGAUGGCAGGUGCAGUUGAUGGAGAAACACCAAAGAGGGGGCGAGGCCGGCCACGCAAACGGCCUUAAAAGUGUAGCACCAUAGCGCACACAGCAAGGUGGGCAUGGGACGCUGUGCUACUGCAACGUUCUUGAGGGUUUUCCGCACGCUGAAUGCUUCUCCAAUGGGAAAUAACUAUGGUGGAAAGAGUACCUGGUGGGCGCUGGGUUAUUCCGGCUACGUCUCAGAAAAAUGGAAAGGGUGGUGAUGAAGAUGAUGAUGAGCAGCGAAUCACCAAUUCGCUGAUGGGAUUUCAGAGCUGAAGUGGAAGACAGGAAUACGUUGAGAAUGACAGUGAGUGGACAAUAGGCACUGGGCUUCGUCAUUCACAAGCUAGCAAGCAAGCAGAUUUGCAAAAGGAGGAAGGGCAGGAGCUUCCCACAGGC